UUUUACACUUAGUGCUGGUGCAUUAGCUUUAGCAACAGGUGGGGCACUCUUAGCAGCUGGCCUGGGUAUUGCAUGUAUUAUUGGAGCAAUGGAUGUAGCAGCAAUACGUGCAAUAUAUGAUAAAUGCACAAGUGAUUUACAAACUUUAUUAACAAAAUUUAUGCCUUGCAUAUUUAAUGCACAGAAAAAUGUAGUUAGUAGAUUAAUAAAAAUGUAA
Molecule: messenger RNA, 217 nt
Organism: Rotaria sp. Silwood2
Lineage: Eukaryota; Metazoa; Rotifera; Eurotatoria; Philodinida; Philodinidae
Source: the annotation of a GenBank genome assembly